AGAGAAUUGAUGAAUGAGAGAUGGCUGGUCACAACAACAAUGAGAGACGCCAAUCAGGGUGGUUCGGUGCUCCAAACCUCUUCAUGACACCGGCACCGAAUUUCCGCCUCCAACCACCACCCAACACCCACCAUCAUGACGAUGGAGUCGGAAGUGGAAGUGGAGGUGGAGCAGUCUCCGGCGGACGCCGCCCUCGUGGUCGCCCUCCGGGGUCUAGGAACAAGCCGAAGUCACCGGUCAUGGUCAUGAGGGAAAACCCCCAUGCGCUCCACGCGCAUGUGCUGGAGGUUUCUUCGGGAGCCGACAUCAUGCAAACCCUCGUCGACUACACCCGUCGUCGUGCGUUGGGUGUUUGCAUCCAAAGUGGCAGUGGGAUGGUGUCGCAUGUGACUCUCCACCAGCCUGGGGCUCCUCCGGGGACUGUGGUUACCCUACGUGGGCGGUUCCAAAUCCUGUCCAUAUCAGGGACGGUGCUUCCACGCCCCCCAACAGUCGUGCUUCCGCGACCCCCAGUGCCUAUGGAUGCGAUUGCAGAAGGGCUGUCAGUGUACCUAUCUGGGGGACAGGGUUCGAUAAUUGGGGGAAUUGUGGUGGCGCCUCUAAUUACAUGGGGUCCAGUGUUUUUAAUGGCGGGUACGUUCUCCAACGCUGUGUUUGAAAGGUUGCCCUUGCCCUCAGAGGAUCGACAACGACAACCACCCUCAUCAACAUCACAUUCUUCUAGUGUCACAUCAACGGGUCACAUGGCAGAAGGUGGUGGCGGUGCUCCUUUUGUCAAAAGCAGGAACACUCCGAUUUCCUCCUCCUCCUCCUCCGCAACCGUGCCUGGCAACAAUCUAUUUGGAUGAGGUCCAAGCAAUGCAACUGCGCGCAGCUGAAGCACCCGGGUCUCAUCGCUUCUAGGUCUAUCUAUUAGCUGGUAGAAAUUUCUGUUUAUGAAUAAAUGAUAAUAUUGAGGAGGGGAUAUAGUUGUAUACAAUUAAUAUACAUUGUUAUUUUGGAGUGGAGUAGUACAUGCUUCAUUUUGAAACUAACAUGUGAAUUAUGUGUAUGCAGAAUUUGACCUCCUCCAUUAUUAAAUAUCUUAUGUGUUUCCUAGCUCUCUUUUCAAUUCAAUUCCUGCUCCUGUAUAAUUAUUACUUUUUUCAAAAAUUAAAGUAAAAGAUUUAUCAAAUAAUUGAGUUGAGAUACAAGUCAUCUCAAAGAACAAAUCACAAAGCCACAACGUUAUGAAAAAAAGAAGAUUUUUUCAUCAGCUUAUGUAAAAAUAAAUAUAUUUAUUGGAACUGGAAUGUUGAAUGCCUCAUAUUAGAAGCAAAUAAUGGUCUGGAGUUUGAUUAAUCAACUU
Messenger RNA from Lotus japonicus, 1348 nucleotides. Its product is annotated as AT-hook motif nuclear-localized protein 26-like. The record is from RefSeq and is a predicted model, not a curated record. Gene Ontology annotation, biological process: vegetative to reproductive phase transition of meristem. Gene Ontology annotation, cellular component: nucleus. Lineage: Eukaryota; Viridiplantae; Streptophyta; Magnoliopsida; Fabales; Fabaceae. The coding region runs from base 21 to 848 and encodes 275 amino acids. Gene Ontology annotation, molecular function: minor groove of adenine-thymine-rich DNA binding; DNA-binding transcription factor activity. The transcript has a single exon.